GUUUGUAUAGAUACGUAAACACAAUCCGUUCCAGUACGCGACAUGACUUUAGUUCAAGAAAAACGAAACUUUAGCCAUAUCCAAUUGACUCUUCCUCGAGCUCCACUUGCGGAGACAGUCUACCAGCAAGAAUACCGAUCACUUUCAAACAAACGAUCGCGUCAAGAUAACCAUACAACAAUAGCUCCUGGUACACCCAAACGGAAGCUAAACUUUCACGCCAUGACCAUGAAGAAACGUGAUUUGAAACCACUAGACCUUUCAAUAAGAGCGAAACCUAUAAAAAGAAAAGACCUCGAAGGCAGCACAGGAUCUAUGGACCAGCUGUAUCCUAACAGCGAUGCAAACACUAAUAGUCAGAGACUUCAUCUGCAAAAAGAUACUGCCAGCAGAAUUCAUCCAGCUACUGUAAGUCAAAGAUUAAACGAGAAGUUCCAUGUGUCAAACAACAGGAAAACAUUUAAAGCCUGGGAGCCAAAGACAGAGUUUCAGGGGGAAAUUCAUGGUGAAUCAAUGGUCGAUCAUGAUUGUCUCAAAGAUGAAGAAGUAAAGAAGCCUGAAGUAGCCAAGAAAGUUAGGAAGCGUGUUGCUCCAUUCUAUGGCCAAACAACAAACAAGGAAUUCUUCCCUCGGCUUGAAUUCAAAGAUCCUGUUGUAACGAGGCAUAGGAAACAACCAAAACCACCACCACCACUUAGAAAAGCAAAAUUUGAUGGCGUUACUUCUUAUAGUUCAGAUAAUCCUGGGUUCAUCUCUGGAUACCCCACACCAAGACGGGCAUGUACUCCUCAUGCACCAGAGCUAGAUCUAUUCCUGCCAUCAUGCAAGGAUCACUUCAUGUCAGAACAGAGACUGUCAUACCGCCAGUAUAAUCGUGCAGACUACCAUCCUCCUCAACCAUUUAGACAAGCUGAGAAGUAUGUUCCACCAAGGUCAUCUCUAGAAACAAUGACCUCUCAUAAAACUCAUUUCCCAAACCAAAAUGUCAAGACAGCCAAAUCAGAUCCUCUUCGCCCACUAACUCAACUCCAAAUGAUUGGUGAAACAAGACAGUUUCAUGAUGAUACCACAAACACCGUACAUUUCAAACACUGGCAGACAACUCCAAGGAUCAGGCAUGGAGAUCAUUAUGAGCGAGGCUAUACUCCAAGUAAAGCCACACAUCAAAUGAAAACAAUUUACUCCUCGGAAUUUCAACCAAUCAAAUGCAAGCCAGCAACGAGCUGCAAGCCUACGAAUGAACUCAUGCAAGAUGAAGAUGAUUUCCUUAAAUUUGAAGUGACAACUCAGUGA
Molecule: messenger RNA, 1293 nt
Organism: Corticium candelabrum
Lineage: Eukaryota; Metazoa; Porifera; Homoscleromorpha; Homosclerophorida; Plakinidae
Exons: 2
Coding region: 43-1293 (416 amino acids)
Source: RefSeq, a predicted model, not a curated record